Messenger RNA from Stomoxys calcitrans (stable fly), 5701 nucleotides. It is a transcript of the gene Vsx1, whose product is annotated as homeobox protein Hmx. The transcript has 3 exons. Gene Ontology annotation, biological process: regulation of transcription by RNA polymerase II. NCBI's taxonomy places the organism in Eukaryota, Metazoa, Arthropoda, Insecta, Diptera, Muscidae. Gene Ontology annotation, cellular component: nucleus. Gene Ontology annotation, molecular function: DNA-binding transcription factor activity, RNA polymerase II-specific; sequence-specific double-stranded DNA binding. The record is from RefSeq and is a predicted model, not a curated record. The coding region runs from base 353 to 2464 and encodes 703 amino acids.
CUUUAAGCAGUUUAACAGCCUUAAGCCAGGCAAAACCAAAACCACAAACUGAAGAUUUACCAUUAAAUUCAAUAAAAAAUUUUAAAAAAUAAAUAAAAACAACAAAUUUAUAUAAAAAACUAUUAAAAAUUCAAUACCUUGUUUUCCCAAAAUUCUACUACCAAAAAGUGAAAAAUUAAAAAAAAAAAUCUAAAAAAUUCUUAAACAUGUUUUUAUAACUUCAUUUGGCUUUCUGCAAACUCUGGACUAUUGUUUGUAAACCGCCCAGGGAAAUUUUUAACACACCUUUAAAAAAAAGGACAGCGUAAAACAAAAACAUUUUGCCGUCGGCAAAAUUUCUUUACCCAUAACUAUGCAAGCCACCAAAAUGCGUACUCCUUUUGCCAUACAGGAAAUUCUUGGUCUAGGAGUUGGUUCAGCUGCUGCGGCUGCUGCCGCCGGUUAUCCACAUCCCGUACACUUGCACCAGCAUCCCGCCGCUGCUGCCUUGCCACCUGUCGUCACCACACCGCCCCCCUCAACUCACAACUCCAGCUCGGGCAGCAAUAGUUCCCAACAACAUAUGGCCGCCCAGCAGCAACGUUUGUCCACCUCAUCACCGCCACCGGCCCAUACACCCAACGAUUGCAAUAACGCACCCAUCUCACCUGCCUCCUCAACAACACCGGGUCGACAUCGCGACUCACGCUCCAUAUCUCCGGAUGUGACACGUCUAUCGGCUGCUGCUGCGGCAGCCGCUGCAGCAGCUCAUGUGCAAUUACCUGUUUUUAAUCCGGCCAAUUUUUAUGCAGCCGCCGGUUAUGGUGAUCAUGCUGGACCCUUGAAUGUGGCCGCCCAUCAUCAUCAUAUGACCACUUUGGCGGCAGCAGCUUAUCUAAGGGGAUUUCUGCCGCCGGGUUUUAGUACACCGCAUGAAUUUCGGGGACAUUUUCAGCAACAUUUUGGCACACAAUUUGCGGAUCAAGCCUCUAGGGCCAGUGGAGACUAUGCCGCAGCUCUGAAUAAUAAUAACAGCAACAAUGACGAGAACUCCCCCAGCAAAAAUAGUUCAGCUAGUAGCCAAAAUAACAACUCAUCCUCCUCCAACAAUACACCGAAUUCAACGAAUAAUGCCGCAAAUCAGCCAAACACCCCCACCAGACCCACACUAUCGCCAGCCGAGCAUGCAGCCGCGGCAUUGGCCCAUCAUGCGGCCGCAGCUGCAGCAGCCCACCAUGCACACUCGCACUCCCAGCAUCAUGGCCAUCCUAUGACGGCGCAUCAUGCGGCGGCUGCCGCCGCUGCAGCCCAUCAUCAUGCCCAUGCCCACAAUCCCGCAGCACACCAUGAAGCUUUCCUCAAUGGUGCAGCCGGUGCAGGGGCAAAUGGCCUGCUAGGCCAUCACCCAGCCACAGGGCCAGAUGGUGUGCUUCUGGGUCCCGCUGGUAGCAGUAAAAAGAAGAACAAACGUCGUCAUGGUCGUACCAUUUUCACAAGUAAUCAAUUGGAAGAGUUGGAAAAGGCAUUCAAGGAUGCCCAUUAUCCAGAUGUCAGCGCUAGGGAAUUGCUAUCAAUGAAAACUGGUUUAGCCGAAGAUCGUAUACAGGUCUGGUUCCAAAACCGAAGAGCUAAAUGGCGUAAAACUGAGAAAUGUUGGGGCCACAGCACCAAAAUGGCCGAAUAUGGUCUCUAUGGAGCCAUGGUACGACAUUCACUGCCUCUACCCGAAACUAUUAUUAAAUCAGCCAAAGAAGAUGAGUCCGUGGCCCCUUGGCUAUUGGGAAUGCACAAGAAAUCCCUGGAAGCAGCCGAAGUUCUCAAGUCUGAUGACAGUGACCGUGAAACACCCACCUCUGAUGACACAAAUACCUCUUACUCAGCAGGCAGCACGCACAACUCGCCCAUAUCCUCCUUUUCAAUAUCACGACUGCUAUUCGAUAACAGCAAUCCGCAUCAUCAUCACCAUCCACAUCAUCAUCAUCAUGGCAAACAUAAAGGACAAACAGGACAUGGUUCGGGAAGUGGGGUGGGACAACUGCCACACGAUAUUAUGACCAAUGCCCACCAUACAGCAGCCAUGCAACAUCAUCCCUAUAAUCAACAGCAGCAUUUGCACCAUCUGCAACAAUUGCAUCAACAGCAUCAGCAACAUCAACAACAACAGCAGCAGCAACAACAACAGCAUCAGCAUCAAUUAAUGAUGGCCGAGGCGGCAGAAUUGCAUCGAAGGCGUCAAGAAGAAUAUCAGCGGGAACAACAACAGCAGCAGCAACAACAACAACAACAACAGCAAAGAGAACUUUCACACCAACAGCAGCAACAACAGAAAACCUACGAUGAAGAUGAUCUCAUAGCCGAUCCCGAUGUGGACCCCGAUGAAGAUGACGAUUGUGAUAAGGAGGAGAUAGACAUAUGUGAUGAUCCCGAAGAGGAUCAAUUAAAGGAUUUAAAAAUGAUCAAACGUGAGGAGGUGGAAAAUAGAUGAAAUUUAUUUAUAGAUGUUCUCUUGUAAACCGUAGGUGUUACUUUCUAAAAGUUUCUUGAGAGAUUUUUUUUUUGGAAAUUCUUGAAAAAGUGAAAUGGGGCUGGAACCCCGGAAUUUAUGGUUUUUGAAAUUUCGUUUCCAAAACAAUGUGAGGAUGGAGAUGGAAGAAAGAUAAAGUGUAAAAUCUAAAAGAGUUUUGGGAGACUGCUGCAUCAACAACAGCUGUAUUUUGUAAUUUACAGCGGGACACCGGCUUCCAAAUCCGUAUGCCUGUGUUUUGGGAAUAAUUUCAUUUAAUUCGACUUAGUAUCCUGUAGUAGGUGUUACUGAUUACUUUUUAAGAAUUGUCACAAUUCCUGUUAUUGCUUUCCGCUACCUCUUAUAAGUGUAUCCUUGGAAGCUAUGUUCAUUAUGCACUAUAUUUGCAUUUAUAAAGGGACAUUUACACUUAAAGAUUUAUGGGUCGAUUUAAUGCGAAUGGCAAUGGUUUUCACUUCGCUACUUUUUUAAUUGCAAAAAUCGUAGCUUGAUACAUCUCACCAUUAUCAGAUUACCUUUUCGAUAUCCCCGAUGACUUUUUUCCAAAGAAUUACAGACUCUGCAGCUCCAUGAGAUGUCACUUUGCUAGUCCAUCUGUGCAGAUCUACAGCUCCGAAGCCAACCAUAUUUCAGUAAGGUUGAAAAAGUGAGUGGGGAAAACCACCGCUGAAAAUUUUUUCCGAUGGUCUAGCCAGGAUUCCUACCCAGGCGUUCAGCGUCAUAGGCGGACAUGCUAACCUCUUUGCUAUGGUGGCCUCCUAAAAAUCAGAGUUGCAAAAAACAUUAAUUUUGACAGAUAGUGCACUCGAUUUGUUGUUGUUGGACAACUGCACUUACCUCUAUCGAUUUAUCUUGGGUUGAGUACAUAGCAAAACAAUUAAAGGGGAUCUCAUUUGAACAACAACCACAAAUCACAUGGUACAAUCCGCCAUCUUGUCAUCAAGCGGAACGACGUUUAGCCAACACACAUAAAGAAUUUUGUGUGAAUACGUAUGCGUACGUUUGCAAGAAAGAAGAUAACAACAAAGAGAAUGCAAACAAAAAUCUGGCAUCUUAAUACCGUCAAACCUGGCCGGCUGUUAACAGCUGUUCGCGUGAGAUCACCUUUUUAAAUCCGCCUUUGGUUGGGUAUAGAUUUUUAUUCUUUACCAAGUGAUUAUACUUCUUGAGUGUACCCUGUGAUAUACAAAGCAGAAGAAAGCAUUCGUUUGAGAUAAAGCAGCAUUCACUGAAUAAGAUUAAAGGUCUGGUUAGGCUCUCGUAAAUGUACUGUAAAUAUAGAAUAAAUGUAUCGUAAAUGUGGAGAGGCAAUUAUGUUUAUGACAAAACGAAGCAUUUGAUAAAACAAUUUAUGAAGUUGAAGUGGGGCUGGCACCGAAGAAUUUCAUGCAUACCUGAAGGGCAGGACGGAGGAGACUGUCCUACACGAAGUAUUGGUAUGAGAAGUCGAGACGUCUUUCCAACUGAAGGAAUAGGCUAUAGCGGUCUUCCUAAAUAAUGAAGGAAUACUUAACAACGUGGAAAUAUGAUCGGUAGUCACUGCCACGUCGGAUUGUAUGCUACGUAGCAGGCCUAUCAACACGAACUUCGGAGAUUGUAUGUUCAGGGAUGGCGUGAGAAUUAUCGCUUAUGCGAACGACUUCCUGAAACUGAUACGACACAAAUUUCUGUCAAAGAUCAGCGACAUCUUAGAAAUGCCACUGUCGAGAUCGGCUACAACAAAAUUAAGGAUGAUAGAGCUGGCCCUUUUCACUCGGAAAUAUAAAUUACAGCCCAUAUGGCUCCAAUAUGGAGUCAGGAAACGAAUUCGGUAUUUCGGUGAAGGAUGAGUGUACGCUCCUUCAGGCAAAGUUCUGUGCCAUAACGACAGCCGCAAAAGAUAUUUUAGGAAGGGAUUUUCCGUCUUCUAAACUCAGUAUUUAUGUGAACAGUAUGGCAGGCCUCAAGGCAUUGGGUUCGAGGACAGUGAGAUCGAAGUGCGUGGCGGAGUGUUUGAAAUCUUUGAAUAGACUCUGCGCUCACGACAUAGCGCUAAUUUCGUUUCCCGUAUACGAAAAUAUUACGGUGUGAUCUUGGUUUCGCCAAAAAUAGUUUUCCCUAUUCACAUUCGUUUCAAAAAAUAAAUACUAGGUGGCCGCAACUCACAGUUCGAUAAAUUAAAACAUGUUUUGUCUGCAAAUUCAUUCAAUUUGCAGAAACAAAGGUAAACAAAAGAUUGAAAGAAGAAGGAAACCUUGGACUCGUAAUUUGUUUGAAAAUUUUGGGAAAUUUCAAAAUUGCUGCGGCUUUCCCGUUGGCUGUCUUGUUGAGGCCAAAUUGUAGAUGUUUUUAUACCCUCCACCAUAGGAUGGGGAGUAUACUAAUUUCGUCAUUCUGUUUGUAACGACUCGAAAUAUUCGUCUGAAACCCCAUAAAGUAUAUAUAUUCUUGAUCGUCGAAACAUUUUAUGUCGUUCUAGCCAUGUCCGUCCGUCCGUCUGUCUAUCGAAAGCACGCUAACUUCCGAAGGAGUAAAGCUAGCCGCUUGACAUUUUGCACAAAUACUUCUUAUUUGUGUAGGUCGGUUGGUAUUGUAAAUGGGCCAUAUCGGUCCAUGUUUUGAUAUAGCUGCCAUAUAACCCGAUCUUGGGUCUUGACUUCUUGACCCUCUAUAGUGCGCAAUUCUUAUCCGAUUGGAAUGAAAUCUUGCACGACGUGUUUUGUUAUGAUAUCCAACAACUGUGUCAAGUAUGGUUCAAAUCGGUGCAUAAUCUGAUAUAGCUGUCAUAUAAACCGAUCUUGGGUCUUGACUUCUUGAGCCUCUAGAGGGCGCAAUUCUUAUCCCAUUUGAAUGAAUUUUUGCACGAAGUAUUUUGUUAUGAUAUCCAACAACUGUGCCCAGUAAUGUUUAAAUCGGUUCAUAACCUGAUAUAGCUGUCAUAUAAACAAAUCUGGGAACUUGACUUCUUAAGAGUCUAGAGGGCGCAAUUUCUAUCGGAUUUGGCUGAAAUUUUGCAUGACGUAUUUUAUUCUUACUUUCAACAACUGUGUCAAAUAAGGUUCAAAUAGGUUCAUAACCUGAUAUAUCUGCCAUAUAAACCGAUCUGGGAUCUUGACUUCUUGAGCCUAUAGAGGUCGCAAUUAUUAUCCGAUUUGUCUGAAAUUUUGUACGACGGAUCCUCUCAUGACCCUCAACAUACGUGUUUUUUAUGGUCUGAAU